AUGUCUGCAAAUGUGAAACUAGAAAAGGACCCAAACAAUGAAGAAGAAAGGGAAAAAGUGGAUGAAAAAGUCUAUCAAGAAUUAAUUGGUUAUUUAUUGUACGUAGCAUUGCAUAGUAGACCAGAUAUUGCAUGUGCAGUUAACAUGUUAUCGCAAUUUUCAAAAGACCCCCGGAAACAACAUUAUAAUGCUGCUUUGCAAGUAAUAAGGUACUUGAGUACAACAAGGAAUGCAGCAAUAAUAUAUAAAAAGAAUUCGGCACCUCUCAUGGGAUUCUGUGACGCCAAUUGGGCUCAAGAUAUCAAUGAUAGGAAAUCUCAAACUGGGUUCUGUUUUCUCCUAGCAGGUGGAGCGGUCACCUGGGAAUCCAAAAAACAAAAGGUGGUUGCACAUUCUAGUGCUGAAGCGGAAUAUAUAGCUUUGACUGAAUCAGCUAAAGAAGCCUCAUAUUUAAGUUACAUACUUGAAGAACUUGGAUUAUUCAAUGGCAAACCAAUAAAAAUACAUACUGAUUCUCAAAGUGCGCAAAAAAUGGCAGAGUUCGGUUCUCAUCAUUCUCGAACAAAACAUAUCCACUACAAGUAUCAUUAUAUUAAGGACACAAUACAAAAUGGAGUUGUUGAGCUGCGGUACUUGCCUACACAAGAUAUGUUGGCGGAUGUUCUAACAAAACCAGUACCGAAACCAAAACAUAUUUAUUGUUCUAAUAAUAUGGGCAUUAAACUUAAUUGUUAA
Molecule: messenger RNA, 735 nt
Organism: Stomoxys calcitrans (stable fly)
Lineage: Eukaryota; Metazoa; Arthropoda; Insecta; Diptera; Muscidae
Exons: 1
Coding region: 1-735 (244 amino acids)
Source: RefSeq, a predicted model, not a curated record